CACUGAUCAUCCACUAGACUGACGUCUCUCCGGUAGCGCAGACGAAGACCGCAGCAGCAGCGCGGCUAUUUCACAGACUUCAGUGGAGCUGAGCAGUCGACGGUGUCUCCUGCAGAGGAACAGAGAGAGAAGGAGAAAACGGAGGAAGACACAACUUGGUUUACCGAAAGGCUGGGCUUUUGCAGCAUGUUCCACCGUCGGCAGUCUCCGUCUAAACCAACUCGUGCAGCAACUGUGUGACUUUGCUGGUGUAGAGGCUUAUUUUCCGCGUUGUUUCCCUGCAGUUGGAAAGAUUCGUCUCUUAUUUUUUCUUCUUCCUUCGGCUGAUGUGAAAAUCGUGCCCGCUAUACUGGAAUGAUGUGGACCUCUCAUGAUACUGUUGGAUUUGUUUUCUUAGCUGGAUUUUGUGUGCAGUUCGGAUUCUCCUUUGAGGGUCGUUUCACGGAUCUGCCCUCUAACAUGACUGUUAAAGAGGGACAAAACAUAGAAAUGGCGUGCGCUUUCCAGAGCGGCACCACUUCGGUGUAUUUGGAGAUCCAGUGGUGGUUCGUGAAAGCGCCGGAACCCACUGACAGCGAGGAGGACGUCGGUGCUGAGGAGAUGGAGAUGAUACCAGAGCCUGAUCCUGAUGACGAGGGAACAAAAAUAAGUACAGUGAAGGUCCAGGGCAACGACAUCUCACACAAGCUGCAGAUCUCCAGAGUCAGCAAGAACGACGAGGGCCUGUACGAGUGCAGGGUGACGCGGGCGAACUACGGAGAGAUCGUGGAGUACAAAGUCCAAGCCUGGCUGAAGGUCAACGCCACUGCCAGGCCACGGCGACCACUGCAGCCUCCAAAGAAGAGCUCCCCGCUGCACCUGACUGACAAGAAACCAAGAAAGUCCAGCUCAGCACUGGGGCAGGACAGCAUGAGUUCAGACCAGAGGGUGGCCUCCACCUCCACCUCUCACACAUCCUCCAACACAGACAAACAGAACUCCGGCUCAGGUACAAGAAUAUUUUCCUGCUCUGGACUGACCGUCCUCCUCCUGGCGUGUGGCGUGGCGAGGGGUGCCUUGUUAUAAUUCCAAGAACUGACAUGAUUUGCUCCCAGAUCUCGCUCUCUCUUUCUCUGUUUGCUCCCAAAGUGAACAAGAAAAUUGCCUGUUCUACUCCCCCUCCCUCCCUCCCUCCCUCCCUCCCUCUCUCCCUCCCUCUCUCCCCACCACCACCACACGGACAGCACAGUUGGCCCUCAUUUCCCAGCCACCACCGCUCUUGCACCCAGCACAUUGUUAUUAGCCAGUGUAAACACCAGUCACCUUUAAGCCAGUUGGAUUUACCUUUUGUACAGACAUCGACCCCGACACCGUGUACGCUGCAGCUCUGUGGCGUGAAGGCGGACUCUCUAUCUUAACUGGAUAAUUCUCACGGAAGAAUGACUUAAUUAUGGUUUUCGAUGUUCCAGUCCAUGUGGUUCAUUGCUCAAACGCGUACAAGGAAAAAAAAAAAGAGAAGAGAAUCUAUAUUUGUGUAUCAUAUAGGAUUCCAGAUAUAUAUCUGUUUUACUCGACACACCUAGAAUUUCUGUAUGUGCUGUGUAGCUGAAAUCCACCAUUGUUAGGCCAUGGAGCGUCAUUGUGAAUACGCCCUCUCAGAGAAGAAGAACUAAAGGAACGGAGUACAUGUUCAUUCAGACUGUUAACGUUAACCAUCAGGUCGACUUCUGUUGUUUUCUCCAGAUGAUGUAAUGUCACAUCUUGUUAGUGACAGGUCUGCAUGCGUUUCUUUUGUCAGAGGGCUUCAACGAGAAGAGCCACAUAAGUAGUAUGUUGAAUUUAUUUUGUUUUAUUCAUGUGGUGUGAAGAAAAAAAAACAAAGAAACAAAAACAAGUCGUCUCCUGUCAUUUUAAUUUGUAUUGCAUCCUGUGUAGGAAUAAAAAAAAAAAAAAGAACAACAAUGUCACAAUUUAUGCGUCAUUCGAAGUCCUGAUCAGUGACCAUUGGGUGAUUCAUUUGAAUUGACCAGCACCCAUUGUGUUGUAAGUUAAAUGGCAUGUUCACAGUGUUACAGAGGGUGGAUUUACUCACUCUGCAUUGUGCUAGUAAGGUUUUAGCAAACCCUUCAUUUCCAUGUUUGGGGCAAAACUGAACUGCUUUCAUUUAUGUGAGGUUUAUUUUCCGAUGGCACACAGGAUCAUUGAGAUUUGGGUCCACUCUUUGACAAUCUGACACAACUCUAUUGUAAACCUUCCAGAACACAACCUUGAGCUCAAAGUGUGCACCAACACUUCACACUAGCUCCAAUUCACACUGGAAUAUUUGAUGAAUAAUUGAAAAGUGGAAUGACGUCCGUUGAAAGCUGCCGUACGAGUGAAUGUCAUACACGCUACAGUUUCCUUUUUAAUGACAACAACAUCACUUUGUUUUUGUCUCUCUAACCACACACUUUUAUUUGUAUUUAAUUUUUUCUUGUGCCAGCUCUGAAGUGUGUUUUUUUUUUGUUUGUUUUACAGUUUAACAAUCACACACUUGUUUACAUACAAGUGUAAUUACCAACAUGUACUGCCCUGUGCCCCCCCAGUGUGCUAUUUUUCCGCGCAUACAUGUAUAGUCAUAUUAGAUUUGCCCAAAGAACUGGUGGUGGUGGUGGUGGGGGGGGACG
This is a messenger RNA of Solea solea (common sole), 2645 nucleotides long. It is a transcript of the gene vstm2a, whose product is annotated as V-set and transmembrane domain containing 2A. Bases 355 to 1065 code for a protein of 236 amino acids. NCBI's taxonomy places the organism in Eukaryota, Metazoa, Chordata, Actinopteri, Pleuronectiformes, Soleidae. The transcript is spliced from 5 exons. The record is from RefSeq and is a predicted model, not a curated record.